Molecule: messenger RNA, 8813 nt
Organism: Rhopilema esculentum
Lineage: Eukaryota; Metazoa; Cnidaria; Scyphozoa; Rhizostomeae; Rhizostomatidae
Molecular function (GO): protein dimerization activity
Source: RefSeq, a predicted model, not a curated record
UGAGCGAAAAUCAAUGACGUAAAAGAGCCAUGCUCAACUUGUAAAACCCUUUGACUGUACGCGCGUUUCUUUUCUCUUCCAUUCCCUGCAAAAUUGUUGUCUAGUUUCUGGUUUCUGUACGACGGUGCAAAUAGGUUGAAUACCCUUACAUCAAAAAAUGCAUCAUUUUAAUUGCUUUCCUUUUGAUAAUUACACUGUUGAAAAGGAAAUCAAACGAAAUCGAAGAGAUCUGCUAGAUGAGAUAUUUUCUGGAUGGGAAUUUUAGUCUGUUUAAGGGUGUGCUCGAUACAUUUACAAUUUCUUAGAACCCCCAUUUGGAUUCUUAAUUUGCUGGCUAAGGUAUCUAAGGGCUCGUAAAUCUCUCGUCAGUUCUUGCUCUAGGCGGGUAAAUAAAAAAUGUACCGUAUAAGGUUUGCAUGUUACAAAUUUUUGUUUUGGUGGUUUUAGGUUGUGAUUCUCCUCUUAAAACCAGCUAAAAACAUGAUCCAAGCUCUCUAUAACCAAAGUUUGGUUUCUUAGUGGGCAAUUUUCAUCCCAUCGUGUAUUUUAUGAUAUCAGCUGCUGAAAAAGACAGGAUUAAGAAACCACCACGAACGUUGUACUCGGCUCCAGUCCUUUUCCACAGUUCAUACACCUUGUCUCCAUGAAACUACUGUUAACGAAGGAUCUCAUCUAAAAAUUUCUCCUAAAUGCUAUUUUGGGAGCGGGGCACUAGGUCGAAGUCCUAGCAUUAAAGUUGAAUUAUUAUAAUACUUUCUUUAUGGCAAAGAACCAAAUGUACCGAAGUUGGAAUAUCGACCGAGACUGGUAACCUCGUUUUGAUGCAGUUCUCUAUCAUAAAAAGAUGGCGUUGUAGUUUAAUCCAGAAAAGAAAAACAUUGGCCGAAAAAAAGGUUAUGCUGUAACGAUAAUACUGUUCGGAAAGUUCAAAUGAAUAAUCAUUAUUGAAAAAAACAAGGUCCAAGCAUUGCCUAGGGUCAAGACAUUGCUUAGCUGCCACUUUUCUGACUAGACUGGGAUUAAGAUCAAAUUAUCAUGUGAGUCAUAUUUGAUUAAAGAAGAAAUGGAUGCGGUUUCUACAACACAUGAUUAUCAACAAUCUGAGCAUCCAAAAGCUAAUGACCCUGCAGACUGUUUAGCCUCUUUGCAAGUGUUAACAUCAAGUAUAUCUUCAGUGCCAAAGCCUCCGGUAAUUGAUGUUAAAAAAGGUGUUAAACCAUCAACCAAAAGAGGAAGAAAGAAGAAGCUCCCAUUGAAGGUUUCACAAAAGCCAAUUUUACCAAAAGUUUUUGCCAUUCAAAUAUCUCCACAGUCGAGUGUAAUUGCACCUGUUACUACAAUUGUGAAAACAAAUGCCUUUCCAAACACAGCAAAGAAUGUUGUUACCCCUGUCAGUUAUCACAUUACUGGAGCUAGUGGAGUUCAAAUUGCAAAAACAGUGUCACUAGACAGGGCACAAGGGCCUAAGGUGCAAGAAAUUGGAGGAAGAAAAGUACAAGAUGAGGGGACACACCAUGGCAGCAUUUUUGCAGAAAACAGAGGACAACAAUUUGAAUCAGGAGGCUUUGUCAUGAGAAGCGGAGGCUUGCAACGGGGUAAUCGGAAGAGACUUGUUCAUAAUGCAGCGGAGAAGAAACGAAAAGAAAGAAUAAACGGAUGGAUUUCGAAAAUCGCAAGUGUUCUUUUCAAGUACUAUCCAGAGAAGCAGCACAAGAUUUAUAUACUCGAAAAGGCAUAUGAUUUCAUUGCGGAGAAAACACAGCUGCAUCAAGAGGAAAAAGAAAGACAGGAUGCAUAUACCCAAUCUGAUGCAAGACAGGAGAGUACAGUGCAAGAGCUUGUUUGCAAAAUAGCUGAUCUUGAAAAUCUAGUUGAUGUCCUUUUGAAAGUUAUGCGAAAAUAUAAAAUACCUGCUCCAUCAUCUUUAUUUAAUUCGACCUACGUGAAAGCAAAGUUCGAUUUCCUUAACCCUGGUACUGUAUCUGUUGGCCAAGUAGACGAAAACGGGAUUUUGUUGAACAAAUAUAGCAGCUCAGCUAGCGAUCAACAGCACCUGAUUCCUUGUUCCACAGGAAAUUCUAGCUUUCCAAGUGAUCAGAUGAUCAUUGAGUUGAACGAGCCCCACAUGGAAUCGAACAGCAAUGCGACCCUGUCAAUUCAAACACAUGUCCCUAACGAAGAGCAAGAAACACUAACGGUUGUCAGUGAGUCCUUGAAUUUAGCGUCAGCUUCAAGUACUCAGGCAAGUUUUCCUGUUGCAGAGACCUAUAUGAGUGUAACUAAAAAGCCAAUUAUCAGCGGAAGAGAAGCUGUAGCCGCAACCUUAGGUUCAGUUUUCUCCACAGAUCAACCAAUAGCGGUAGACCAGAAUGGUCAAGUUGCAAUGGUAAGCCACUCUCGACUCAUUUUGCCUGCUGAUUUACCUCUUUUAAAUGCCAGCUCAGUUACAAGAACAAGAUGUAUUAAUAAAUCUACCUUGGCCGAACACAUGACCGAAAAAGGCUCUAGCCUAUCAAAUGAUUAUUCCGUUGCGGUUGAUAGCGCUAUACACGUGAACAGUAACAAUGCCGGAAAUAUCUCGAAGCAAGCCAUGCCAGACUGCAUGACAGCUACUUCAUGUAACGCCGAAAAUAAGCGCACAAACAAAGACACAGUUUCAAAAGCACCUUCGAUGGAAAGCCAAAUGUUUGUUAUUAAGAAUCUUGUGCAGCCGAAGACCAAAGCAGUGCUUAAUGGCAAUGCUUUGUCAUUUAUUACAUCAGGGCCUAUGCCUGUCCUCGAAAAUAAUGAAGAUUCAUCGGUAAGUGCAGCAACAAGCAAAAACGUUUAUUUACCCCGUACUCAUUGCGAUACAUCUGCUUUGUCCAGCAAUCGUAGUAUUGUUAGUAUGCCUGUCAUUGCAGGCUCCGGCGAGCGUCUGUUGCAAUCGGAUCUAAACGGAAUUAGUGCAAUAACUAGCUCUUUUGUUCGAAUCGAGAAUGCUUCAGCUAUUUCAUCCCAGCAGCUAUAUUUAGCAAGGUCAAGUCACACUAAUGUCGUAACGAAGAACGUGGGUCCACAAAUAGUUUCCGCUGUAGGCAAUGUUGUAACGCAGGUGGUGAAUAAGACCCAAAGAUCACAAACUGUACAUUGUGCCUCUGAAGGUGACAAAAAUAUCAGUAUUCCUGUUCCCUGUCAGCAAGAUGGUUCUGCUGCUAGUCAGGUCGGAGUAACAAGCACCCAGACUUGUCAUACUGUAACAAGCUUGUUAGGCAAUGUUGUGACAUCACCAACUGAGAAUUCGGCACUGUCUAUUGAAGCCAUACUAGCCGAUAGACCAAAGAUACAGCAAAAAAUAGUUUCCCAACACACACAAAACAACAAGCGUGUAAAACAAGUGGAGCCAAAAGGCCAGCCACCUUCGUCCUCGGCAAUUUCAAAAGCUGAAACGACUAGUCGUAAGCGACUCUCUUCGUCAAAGUCGCAGACUAGACAAUUAACAACGCAGUCGUCCAUGUCGUCCAUACGAAGCGCUGGUUUACACAAUACCUUUUCUUUGGCAAAACCGCCUGCCAAAAGACUAAGAAAGAGCACAAACCAAAAUCAAGGCAGAAAUGAAGUCGACUUCGACAUCGUCAGCUCUACAGUGCAGUCUUCUGCAACCAUUUUUAAUACCAAAGCUUCUUUGAAUAUGGUAAGGGUUGAAGAAUCGCCUCCAACCAGACGACAGACUGGUAAAAUCAAUGACAAUGCUUCCAAAUCUAUUCAAAGCAGAAGCGGCUUACCAAAAGCACAUAAUUUCGUUUCUUUGGCAAAAAGAGAUCCGAGGGGAGAGAGUAACAUAAACAACAAUAGUAACCUAGGCCACUUCUCUGCUGAAUCCUUACUACGUAGCAACAAUCCUUCAAAUACACAAGUGUUUUCAGGUGAUACCGAACAAGAUGGCAAUUUGCCUACUAUUCUCAACAUCUUUUCCCCGGCUUCUGUAGGAAAUAUGGUAACACAAUUACCAUUGUCAAAUUCAAAAAAUCCACAACACUUGACAAAUAAUUCCAACUUGCCUACUAUCCAAUCAACUUUCUCGAACUUUUCAGCCGAAACCCUUAUUGGCGGUACUAUUGAAAACCAGUCUGUCAAUUCCGUUGUUAAUCCCAACGACGGUACCCUCGUUCAACAAGAACAGCAGAAUCUAUUCACUGAUUUCUCAACUGAUGCUUUGCUUGCCGGGACGGAAUCGAGUCUCUCAUACGGUAUUGAUAAUAUCAUGAGUCGUAAUGACGUAGUAACCUCCAGCUCAUGCAUAAGCCCAAGCUGGCUUCAGACUGGCGCGUUUAUCGAUAGUAGCCCAAUAAGGGGCAAUUUUAACCCCGGUUUUAGUUUCUUGGAUACACCGAACGGCCCCCAAGGGUAUCCAGCCUCCGGACAAGCUGCAAACUUCAGCACACCGAUAAAAUGGCGACCAGACGUAUUGAGAAAUGAUGAUCAAAUCUACAAUAACAUGCCUUCAUCAAUACCUGUUGCAGGCCCUUGGAGCCAAAAUAUCAUGACGACACCCCAAAAAACAGCACGUGGUACACAGGCUAAAGAUGGUCAAAGAAAUAAAGUGUCCAAGAGCCAGUCAAGUAAUAAAAGAGGCCCAAGUUUUGGGGAUUUUCUUCUGGUAGAUUCAGUAUCUUGAUUCCUUAACUUGUUGACGUUUUGUUUCAGCCAGACCAUCUUUAGCAGAAUUUUUUCUUUAGAUUCGCAAGGUUGUUCGUAAGGUUAUAUCGGGGCAUCAUUAGUGGUGGCGCCAAGACUGCUAUUAGGGCUGAUUACUUCCAACUCUUGUCAAGAUAUGAUUCACAUGUUUCUUCUAAAAAACGAAUUAGAAUUGGGGAAAAUAACUUCUGGUAUAUAGCACUGAAAUGAUGUUGAAAGUUGGGGGUCUAAAGAGUUUCUCAUGGCCUACACCCAUAACCCCUCUCACUCUGGAAGUAGUGCGUGCCUCCCCUGGGUACCAAGAACAGAGGAGAAUUUUUAGCUUUUGUGGUAGCAGCCUUCGGUAGGCGCCCGGUUGCAUUUGCUGGUAUUUGUCAUGUGUGUAAGAUAUACAUCCAAUAUCUGUUUCCAGAAUACAAUGUUUUUAAUAGUCUCUUACCAAAUUCUAGAAUAUAGGCAUAAUUCCAUUCCUUAAAGUUGAAAAUUUUGAUGAAAAUAAAUUAAGAUUUAAAGUUGAAACCCGGUAUAAUGGUUUUUCUAGCGAAAUAGCUAUUCAUUCCCUGGGAGGUGAGAGACUACCGUAAAACGAAUUUGAAGCAUGGGCAAACGGUGAUAUAUUUUGAGAUAUUUCGAUUUGCAUUACAUUUUAUUUACAGUGUACAAAUUCAUUUAUUCAAAUUAUUUUAUUGAUAUAAUGUAGAUUGAACCUUUUUAUUAAAUUUACUUGGUUUUAGAGGCAUCAGUUCACAGUAAUCCUUUACAGUUCAGAAUUUUCAACUCUCUAGUUUAUCAUAGUGUGUUAUUUAUUGUAUUGUAAACAAUAAAGGGAAUAGUUAAGUUAGUGUACCGUACUUAAUUAUGGCUCCUUAUCCCCUUCUGAGUGAUAUCUUUCCUUGAAAUUACAAAAGCAAAGCCUUAAACUUGUCCACGAUGACGUAUGCUUAGAUUAACGCUCCCAUUUUUGUUUUUGGGCUCGCAAGUUUCGGAUGGUAAGAGAGGCAAAUAAUUUAAAGCCUUAAUGAUGAGAGGCUGCCCCUUAGCGUACGUAAGGAAGGCAGCUCCCUGCGUACAGUCACUGAGCAUGCGCAUUAGUUCGAUAAUAACUCACCAUGUCCUUUGACCGUAAGGGGAAUAUGUGAUUUUGCUGAAAUGCUUUGAAAGUCAAAAGCAAAUGACUGUGAAUUAGUAAAGUGUGAAAUAGAAACGAACCACGUGUCCAAAAUGAAUCAUAACACUCUGCAUGGGCAAAAUUGAUUGAGCAUAAAGCAUGUUGUUUUCAGUGUUUUAUACAUGUAAAUUUAUAUUUGAAUUUUGUUUUAGAUGGCUAGUGGAGUUAGAGAGUUGUGUGUAAUAAAUGUAUCGCGUUUGAAGAGCAUUUUUAAUAUUUGUUAUAAACUGGCAAUAUUGGUUUAAACUGGGAUACACUUAACUGAGCAUUUUCCUAAAACCUUCUAGAAAAACAAGUUCUUUAAAAUUUAGAGGAAAGGUAUCUUGCGGAAAUUUAUUUUCUUUCAGGGUAACUGGCAGCGGUUUUGGUAAGAAUGGCCAAUUACGUUUUGAUACCACCGGCAUUAUUUCACUAGCUGUUGUAUGCUUCCAGGGCAUUGUUUUUGAAGACCUUGCUUUCCCAUCAGAUUCAUCUAAAACUUCUCCCCAUAAUCACACAUGCCAUUACUAAACAACUUUUUUUGGCUCUAGGAAAGCCUAUCUUCCUACCAAGACAAACUGCAGGCAAGUUUACUAUUACAAUGAAUAUUCAUAGUAUCUUGCAUAAUCAUACAUUUCGUUUUUGCAUAGUUUUGAAAAAUCAGAAAAAUAACUCUUUUCCAUUAAUGCUUGAAAUGGACUUUUGGAAAGACAUCCAAUUGGUCUAGGACUAGUCAAUAUAAAUCUUAUUGUGAAAAAAAAGUAUUUUGAGCAUAUCCAGUCUAGGCAACUGCCCAGGCCUUGCCAUUUGAGGAGAGCCAUAGCUCUUGCUCCCCUCCAGGCUCUCCUCAAACGCUGGAGGGGAGCUAGAGAUUGCUCUCCUAAAUUGUACUAAAAAGCAAAUUUGCUCUUCUUGAAAUCAAUUUUUCCUUUGUUUUUAUUCUUAUAGCUCACCUGAAUACUUCUAGGAGAGUUGUUUACUGCUCCCCUGUUAAAAGUCUUAAGACCAGACCUGCAACUGCCCUUUUUUGUCAAUACAUUAAAAAAUUAUUUUCAAACUUUAGUUUUUACCAGACUUGCACAUUUAUUUUCAAAUACUUGGUAUAGCUGGAAUAUGAAGAUUUCAUUUUGAAAAAUGAGAAAAACAUAUAUUGUCUCUCCUGCUAUCCCAAAAUUUCCUUUGGACAGUCUUUUAUCAAUUUAUUUGUUUUUGUGUACAACAAUGCACUCUAAACAUAAAAUCAUAUUCCAGAUGUGUGUGCAUUGUUAGAAACAAUAAGAAAACACCACUGUUUGGAUGAGGAGUUUUAUAAUAUUCAAAAUAUUUAUCAGAAGUCUCAUUCAAGUCUAUUCUGAUUCCUUCUGUUUUUGGGUAAUUUGAGCACCACGUAUACGACCAGUACGUCUUGCAGCAAUGAGACCAACUUUGCGACCUGCAGGUGUGUCUCUCCUUACAGUUGAUGGGAAACCAAUAUGCUGAUGGUUACCACCACCAUGAGGAUGCUCCACAGGCUGUAAAAUACGGAUGUAAAAUACAGAUAAAAGAAUAAACACUUUCCCUAGAUAAAUAAUCAAUAGUCUUGGGAAACCAUCAACAGAUGAUUACAUCGUAUAUGAUUAGAAGAAGAAUGAUUACCAACAAUUUAUCACCCUAUAAACAGCAGAAAUCAUCUAUGCUACUAGCAUGUAACUCAAGCUGGUGGUUAAGUUCUCACUAAUGGCUACCUUUAAGCCUGAAAAUCCAUCCAUUACAUCCAUGUUCUGGACCCCUUAGUUUCUUAUAUUUGAGCCUUGUUUAUUUUAGGAGACAGCAAGGUGUAUACCACUAAGCUUGUUGCAUCACAAGGUAGCACAUAAAGAACAGAACAGUCAAAAAUUAUUUAGAGAAGAAUAUUUUCAUUUAAUUGUCAUAGCAUCAGUAAGAAUGUAUUUUUCUUUUUUAAGAAACUAGUGUUGUGACUAUACUCCUUCUGUUUUCAGUUUAAAAAGGCAGGUACCAACUUAAAGCUAUUCGCCAAUUAAUUGUCAUGUGGGAAAUUUUCCACCCACUCUCUUUCAUUAUGACUUCCGUCAUUUUGGGACUUGUGAUUAAGUUGCCUUUCCAAAUUGCAAAAACAAAGGUUGUGGCAAUUGUUUAUAUAUUAAGUAAAUUUUUAACUUAACUUGGCAAAGUAAUAAAAUUAUGUGCAUUAUUUGCAAAACUGAAUGUUGAACCAUGAGUAGGAAUCAAAGAAUAACUUACAUUCAUAGCAACACCACGAACUCUAGGCCAACAGUUUCGCUUAGCCUUGUAUUUGUGGUAAGCCCGUCCUGCCUUCAUUAUUGGUUUGUCAACACGACCACCACCAGCAACAAUACCAAUCAUGGCCCUGUUAAAUGAUGGGACUGACUUUUUAAUUCCUGAUGGAAGCUUGAUUCUAGUGAUUCUUGCAUCUGGGUUGUGAGCUACAACGGUGGCAUAUCCUCCUGAUGCACGGGCAAUUUUUCCUCUGUCUCCACUCUUUUCCUCUACAUUACAGAUAAUUGUACCCUCUGGCAAAGCACUUAAUGGUAGACAAUUGCCAAUGGAAAGUGUAGCUGAAAGAUUAAUGACAACAAAUUAUAUUGUCUUGAAUAUAACUUUAAUGGCAUGAAUAUUGAUAAACCAAAGCAUGACUUGCAUUUCUCCUGUCCAAAAUACGAUAUGAAGUAAAUAAGGGCCAAGAACUUACCUUUUUUUCCACAAUACACAAACUGUCCAGUAUGCAUUCCUUCUGUUGCAAUAAACAGUUCCUUCCUUAGUUUAUACUUGUAUGGGUCUCUGAAGACAACAACUGCAAGAGGUGCACCACGUCCUGGGUCAUGAAUGAUAUCCUUUACGACACCUUUCAAGUACCCAUGUCUCUCUGAGUAGUCAAGAGCUCUUAGUUUGGCUGCUCCUUUUCUGUGUUUGGUAUGUGAUUUGAAGAUGCUUCCAGCACCUUUCCUCUGACCUCUGAUUACCCUGCCCA